Messenger RNA from Saprolegnia diclina VS20, 6287 nucleotides. RefSeq lists its product as hypothetical. NCBI's taxonomy places the organism in Eukaryota, Oomycota, Saprolegniomycetes, Saprolegniales, Saprolegniaceae. The annotation marks the transcript as partial. Gene Ontology annotation, molecular function: protein binding; calcium ion binding. The record is from RefSeq and is a predicted model, not a curated record. Gene Ontology annotation, cellular component: spindle pole. The transcript has 14 exons. Gene Ontology annotation, biological process: establishment of meiotic spindle localization; mitotic cell cycle; spindle organization.
AUAUGGGCCGGCUCGAGAUUGCGCCCGAGGGCAAAUUCGACGGCGGCCUGCGGCUGUGGCGGCCUGGCCAGCCGGCGCAGCUUUUGGACGGACCGCCGCCGUGGACGUGCGAGUACGAGCUCGGCGAUGCGCUUCGAUUGGCCGACGCCACGUCGGACGAGGUCGAGUGGGUCGUCAGCGAGACCCUUGCCACUGUCACCUUGCGACCAGGCGUCCAGCUACAGCUCUCGUACCGAGGGCCUUGGACUACUGCCGAGACUAUUCGUGCUGGCUACCUCCGCGUGCAGGUGGUGCCCCGCCAGGGUACGUCAGGCCGCCUCGUCGCAACGUUGACGCCGGGUGGUGGCGCGGUCUCGGCGCUUCUGCCUCUUGGCACCGCGCUCUCGUUCCCGACGACAGACCGCGCGCUGGCAGCAGGAAGCCUUCGUUUUGAGCUGUUGGCCGAAGGUAGCAGCCGCAGUCUUGGCACAGCACGACUCGCCUCAUUGCAGCUCGGAGUCGCAGUGAUGUGUGAGCUCAAAGAGCACCCGGCGCAGCGGGCGGUGCGCCACCAAUUUGAGGUGACUCUACUUUUCGAGCCCUUCCAGCGCAGCCCAAUGUCUGCAUUUCGCCACUUGUUUAUCGUCGAAGCGCGAAAUUUGGUGGCUCCCGAGCGGAAUCUCUUGGCCCGCGUCUCGCUGCCGCCCCCCGCGACGACGAUCGAGUCACCGCUCGCCCUCUCCAACUCUGGCGCCGAGUGGGCGUGGCACUGGACGGUGCCGGUGCCCGAGAUACCGGCGCUGUCGACGCUACCGCUGACCAUUCUGGACGCGACAUCCAACGAUGCAACGGUCGGAACGUGCGAGGUUGCGCUCUCGGAGACGCCUGCGUGGGUGCCGCUGGCGCCGCGGGGCGAGCUCCUCGUCGUGGCUGCCCGAGAAGCUGACUUGGCGACCGUUCGGCUGACGCGCCUCUGCAACCUCCCGACGUCGACCAAGACUUUUGAGCUCCGUUGUGGCGGUGACGUCGUGUUGUCGACACGGCCUCUCACCGCCCACUGCUCGUCUGCGUUGUCGUGCGUCGACUGCGACGUUGAGCUCUCUGUUCGUCUCGAGGAGCCGAUUCUGAGCCUCACGCUUCUCCUGGACAACGAGGUGCGUCUUUCCCGCGACGUCUGCGCAACUUCCUCCACCGCCUUUAUCGUCGCCUUGUCCUCGACGAUCCGCGUCGGCUUUGGCGCCGACGUACGCGACUACGAGCCUUCGCCGCGUCGCGUGUGGCUCUCCCUCGUCGCGCCACUCGAUGUCCCAGUGGUCUUGACUUGGGAGGGUCGCAAACACGCGUUGUCGCCCGAAGCGCAACUACAGCUGGCUGUCGACGACUGCCGCACCGCCGUGUUUGUCCUCGAGGCUGCCGAUGCCUCUCGCGGGUACAUUUUCGGCGACAUGCUCACAGAUGGCUCAGUGGCGAUGCCGUGGCAAGGACCGGUGCCACUUGUCUUGAGCGGCUCGGUUCGGCACGAGGUGGUUUGCCGCAUAGCGUCACAGCCGUGCGCCGACGAAACACAAGAGGAGCUGUUCAGCGACGUAACAAGCCCUGUGCAGUAUGUCCCUGGACCCGGCACUCUCUAUCUCCAGCUCACGUCGUCAGUGGUGGCGACGAUGCGCAUUUCGACGAGCAACUGGUCGGCGACGCAUGUGCCGCCGUCGUCCAGCGUUAUGGCCGUGCCUCUGCACUGGAGUCCGGACCAAAGGCGAUGCCCGAACCUCGAAAUUCACGUCACCGACGCACCGUCGAUGUGCAUCAACCUCGCGGCGUGGCUACUGCAGCCGCGAGAAUGGUCCUUCUCAUCGCUUCCCAUCAAAGACACGGUGCUGGCGCUGGUCUUUCUCCCUGGACCUUCGAUGCCCGUGACGCGUCUACCGCCACAAACAAGCGAAAUAACGACGAUGAGUGUUUCCAUCGACAACUUGUCGCUCGACCAAGUGCCCGCGAGCAUCGCCAGCGUUCAGCUCCUCGUGCUGCUGCAGACAAAGACCGUCUCGUCGGCCACAUGUCCCGUUGUCGGAGGACGUGCGAACAUCGACGCGCCGUUACUGCUCGACGCAGUGAGUCUCUCGACGCCGGGCUGCAACCCACUGCUUACGUUUACUGUCCUGCAUGGCGAGACUCAGACCACACUCGCCACAGCGGUGACGCCGCUCUUUCCGUACAUCACAGACAAGGGCCACGUAGCAAUGCUGGCGCUGCCUGCUUUGGCGGCGACCGGUGACCGCGUCUGCGUUGUCAACGUGCACCUGCACGCGGUACGCAAGCUCGUGAGAGAAGCCUCUGACGACACGGGCCUCCUCUUGACCUUUCACGACGUCAAGGGCUCACCCCAGUGGUACCAAACGAAUGUGUUUCUCUGCGCGCUUGGCGACGCGAUCGAGACGACGACUACAUCGGCGACCAAGACGGAGCCGAGUGUUCUGCUGCCACACAAUGAGGGGUUUGUGCGCAUCGACAUGUACCAAGGCGUCGUCGUCGGCAGCGGGUCGGUCAAGGCCGUGCCGAAUAAAUCACGGCAGUGGACGUCCUUCGGGAACCAUCAAGUGCUUAUAUCGCUCUUGCCCGCAGCUGCACCGGCGCCGGUGGUCGGCAAACUCUACUUGGAGCCUUUGGAAGCCAAAGUGGCUUUCUCGUGGAAGAGCCCUUACCUUCGGCUACGGGCGGGCGACCUCGACGUGUACAAGUCGAGCGUGUACAAACUCAGCGACGGGGCACCGAAAUGGACCGACCACGUCGUGCUCAGCGUCCCGACACUGCCGCUCUCGGUCUCAUGCGGUCUCUUCUCGAGAGGUGCGUCGCUGGGGCAGACCAACGGCAGCGCUUCGCUCCUCGCUCCCGUCAUUGUUUCCGACGCCAAUUUUCAGCUGGACGAUUGGCUCGCGCUUGAGCAAGAGGCCGGCCACGUGCAUAUUCAGGGAACGUUCUUGCCAAAGCUGCGUGGCGACGUCCAACUCGUCGUGACCAAGCUCGUCCUUUCCAGCGCAGUGACAACGUCGGGCUUGCCGACGACGAUCACGGCGUCGGUGCCACCGUCGUUGGCGUCGUCGUCGACGCUACCGCUGCACCACCAGCUCCCAUCUGUCCCGAGCGCGCCCGUUGUGUUCUCCGUGACCAACGCGCAAGCCAGCUCCAAGGUGCCAAGCUUAUCGCUCGUGGUGCAGCAAGGACCUGUGGUGAUUGCGACCGCAUCGCUACCCCUCCUCGAGGUCUGGCGCCGACCGAUACCGAGUCGCUGGUACCCCCUCCUCGACCGCAUCUCGAAAGACGAAGUUGGUGCGGUUCGGGUCGACCUGGCCUUUACACCGGCCAUUGGAGUCGCGUCGGAAGCGUCGUUCAACUCGACCACGCUCGGGCAGUGGAAGAAGCUGUUCUAUCAGAUCGACAGCGACCACAGCGGUAGCAUUUCGCUGCGAGAGCUUGGCGCGGCGCUCCAGGGCAACGUCGCUCUGCAGACGCUGCUGCUGCCGGCAACCGACUCGCGGUCCGUAGAGGCUCAAAUUACGACCCUCUUCCAGCACCUGGAUAGCAACAGCGACGGCGAAGUGACGUUUGACGAGUAUGUUGCCGGCAUGCAAGCGCACCAGCGGGCAACCACCUCUGUAACCUUCCGUUCAAGUGCGGUCACCUCUGUCGACCUCAUCGAUGCACAGCGCAUCGAGGCGCUGGGGGCCCAAGUCGAGCAGCUCACGGCUGCCCUCGCCCAGAAAGAGUGCGACACCCAAGCCAGUCGCUCCUCCGAGAGGUCCAUCGAGACGCCCGAGGUCGACGUUACGCCGCCGCCGUCCGCGCGACCUGUCUACGCCAAGCACACGGAGUGGCGCACGACGCAGCUCAGCCUCGAGUACGACACGUCGCCCGAGACGCUCAAGGAGCAGAACCGGCAGUUGCGUGCCCAGCUGCACGACGCCGAGGCCGCACGGCGACUCGCGGUGGCCAAGCACGUGCAAGAAAACGAAAAGGUCAAGCGACGCGUCCAGAACGACCGCGCGCUCGCUCACCAUCAUUUGUUGCACCGGACACCACCGAGAGAGCUGCACGACGAUGUGGUCGUCGAAGGCAAGCUGGCGAUGCUGACCGAAGAAGUGCAGCGCCUCCGCGACGUCAACGCGCAUCUGCUACGCAUGCAGCUACAAAACGCACCGAGGUCGAGGGAAGAUGGCGACGCUUGCGGACCUCCGGAGAACGCAGACCCAGAGCUCCUCGGGCGAUCGACGGAGCUGCAUGCGUUGCGCCAAGUUCACCAGCAGCUCCAGUCGGACCACGCCGAUGUCGCAGACCGUUGUCAAAAGCUCGAAGCCGACUUGGGCGCAGCUCAGCGGCUGCUCGGUGCGCAAACAGAGCGCUGUCAGUCCUUGCAGCAGCAGCUGCAUCAAGCUACCCUUGCGCUGCAGCAGAGCCAGCAAACGAGACAAGCGCAGACGACCCGGUCUACGGUCGUUCAAUCGGCGCUCGCACUCGAGCUCGAUCGUCAAGCGCGGCUGCAGACCCAGCGACAAGCCGCGCGGGUGGCGCAGACGACCGCGUCGAUCUUGCUCCAGUCGAAAGUGCGCAUGCGCUUGCAGCAAAAGCGGUACCAAGCUGCCAAGAUGCAGCGGGCCGCGGCGGUGGUCCUCUUGCAGUCAAGGGUGCGUGGCAGGUUCGCGCGCCUACGGUUCCGCGCGAGCCUUCGAGUCCAUCGUGCAGCCGUGUGUAUUCAAUCCAACGUUCGCCGGUUCGUGUGCCGGUCCAAGUUCGUGCAUUUGCAAGCCGGGCGCUGGACGGCAGCGCGGCUGCUUCAAGCGCACGUUCGGCGGUGGCAGGUGCAGUCGCAUUUGCGUCAUAUCCGAAUUGCACUCGUGCUCGUACAGGCGUCUGUCCGGCGGUGGCGGGCACAGCGUUGUCGACACCAGCUGCGAACCGCGCGCACACAGUUGCUGCACGUGCUGUGGCGCCACGUGCUGCGCGGACGGGCAAAGAAGGCUCAGGUCGCUGCAACACGCCUCCAGCGGGCCUGGCGCCGUCACUUGGUCCGUCUGGACGCGGCGGUUUUGAUCCAGCGCCACGCCCGAGGUCACGUGACCCGACGCAAGCUCGUGCGCGAGCGGACGCUGGGUGCGUGGCUGCGUAUGUUUGUGUUGCGACGUCGCUUCUGGCGCGCCCGUGACGCGUCCACAAAGAUCCAAGGGCGGUGGCGGCAGUGGCAUAUUUUCUUGGCCGAGACCGAGGCCGCCAUCGCUGUUCAAAGCGUGUACCGAUCGCACCGCUCUCGUCGCAGCGUUCGAAAGAGCCAAGCAGCUGCGACAGCGAUUCAGCUCGUCUGGCGGCGGCGUCAGCAGACGGCCACGAACGCAACGACGUCGACAAUGAUGGAUGCACCGACACUCGAAGCGACCGACAUGGUGGAGCCCGACAUCGAGUUUGGCUCGGAUGGUGACAUGGCAUUGCCACCAGCAGACAAUGCAGACGACGACGCACUGGAGUCGCCCGAGGUGGCGGCGCUGUCGUUCAUCAGCAUCCAAGAGAGUAGCAGUGCCCCUCCACCUUGCCAACCUGAGGCGUCCGACACGCUGCCGCUGGUAACUGACGGUACGGAGAUGGGUGCGCAAGACCCCGUGGAAGCCGCCUUCACGACGCACGAUGAGGACGUGUUUGGCGCGGACGGCGAUAUGGCGUUACCGCCGGACGACGAAGUCGUCGAGAGUGUUUGGACGUCUACAGCCUCCAUUGAUGACAUUGGCACCACGUUGGCCGUCGCGGCAGAGACGCCAGCGCUGUCCUCUUCGACGCCGAAUGCGCAUCUCGGCUCUGUCCAAGAAUCGUCGUGGACCGUAAGCGACUUGCACGAUGUUGUUGCGGAGUCUACCGACGGCGGCCGGGCUGUCAAAGAUGGCGAGGUCGAAGCCGCAGAGGCCGCAACACGUGAAGAUGAGGGAGACACCGAUGAAGAAAGAAAUGAAGCCAGCGAAGAAGAGGACGAGAGCGAAGACGAAGGUGACGGCGAAGAAGACGAGGAGGAAGAAGAAGGCGACGAAGAAACAGACGCUGACGAAGAGGAAGGAGAUGACGAAGAGGAAGAAACAGAUGCUGACGAAGAGGAAGAGGAAGAAGGCGACGAAGAGGAAGAGCAAGAGGAUGGGGAUGACGAAGCGUCUGGUGGCAAAGCCGAAGAUUCUCCCUUCGACACGGCCGUCGCCAAGCCUUUUGCAAGAGCAGACGACGACGCCGUGCCACACGAGGCCUCAGCAACGCCACGAGAAGCAAUGCUCUUCCGAGAGUGA